Molecule: messenger RNA, 1867 nt
Organism: Eutrema salsugineum
Lineage: Eukaryota; Viridiplantae; Streptophyta; Magnoliopsida; Brassicales; Brassicaceae
Product: probable glucan endo-1,3-beta-glucosidase A6
Exons: 3
Coding region: 160-1569 (469 amino acids)
Biological process (GO): carbohydrate metabolic process
Cellular component (GO): plasma membrane
Molecular function (GO): hydrolase activity, hydrolyzing O-glycosyl compounds
Source: RefSeq, a predicted model, not a curated record
UACUCAAAACCUCAGUCCUUUUUAUUUUUAUUUUUGAGGAACACGUAACACUACCCAUUAAAUACCUUAAAUAUCUCCACACUCUCCCUUCUUACCAAAUAAAUACUCACUCAUAUCGUCUCUAUUGCUCCAGAGACGAAGUAGAAGAAAAAGAAGAAGAUGAAGAUGUGUUAUCAAUUAUUCAUCAUGAGCCUUCUACAUCUCCUUGCACUCUCUCUGCUCAUCUCUGUUUCAGGAGCAAAGUUCUCCGGCCGGCCAGGAAUCAACUACGGCCAGCUCGGAAACAACCUCCCGUCUCCGUCCGACUCAGUCAAACUUAUCAAAUCCCUAAAUGCAAAACGCGUCAAGCUCUACGACGCUAACCCAACCAUCCUCGCCGCCUUAAACGCCACCGACAUCGCCGUCUCCGUCAUGGUCCCGAACCAGCUCAUCGUCAACAUCUCCAAAUCCGAUUCCCUCUCCGACGACUGGAUCCGAUCCAACAUCCUCCCGUUUUAUCCCGACACCAAGAUCCGUUACCUCCUCGUCGGCAACGAGAUCCUUUCGUCCACCGAUUCCGAGCUCAAAUCCGCACUCGUUCCCGCAAUGCGGAAGAUCCAACGGUCCUUAAAGACCCUCGGCGUAAAAAAAGUCAAAGUUGGGACUUCACUCGCCGUCGACGUUCUCCAAUCGUCGUUUCCUCCUUCGAGCGGUGAGUUUCGUUCUGAUAUCUCCGGUUCGGUCAUGAAACCGAUGCUCCAGUUCUUAAACCGGACCAAAUCGUUUCUCUUCGUUGACGUCUACCCGUAUUUCGCCUGGGCCCAAGAUCCGACCCAUGUGGAUCUCGGUUACGCGAUUUUCGAAUCUAGCAACGUCACCGUCACGGAUCCGGUCACGAAUCUGACCUACCACAACCUCUUCGACCAGAUGAUUGACUCUUUCGUCUUCGCCAUGAAACGCCUCGGGUAUCCGGAUCUCCGGAUCUGGGUCGCCGAAACGGGUUGGCCUAAUAACGGAGACUACGACCAAAUCGGAGCAAACAUCUACAACGCCGCCACUUACAAUCGCAACGUCAUCAAGAAAUUCGCCGCAGAACCGCCCGUGGGUACACCGGCCAGACCCGGAGAAGUCCUCCCGGCGUUUAUAUUCGCGCUCUACAACGAGAAUCAGAAAACGGGUCCGGGCACGGAGCGGCAUUUCGGGCUCCUUCAUCCGAAUGGGACUCAGGUUUAUGAGAUCGAAUUGUCGGGGAAGACGACGGAGUUCAAGGAGUCGUUGCCGGCGCCGGAGAACAACGAGGUGUACAAGGGGAAGAUAUGGUGCGUGGUGGCUAAAGGAGCAAAUUGGACUCAGCUUGGUGAUGCUUUAUCGUACGCUUGCUCGCAGGGGAAUAAUACCUGCGACCCGAUCAAACCCGGAGGCCCAUGUCACAAACCCGAUUUGACCAUUUUGCACGCCAGCUACGCCUUUAGCUCUUAUUGGGCCAGCUUUCGUAAGACCGGUGCGACUUGCUCUUUCAAUGGCCUCGCCACUCAAACCAUCAAAGAUCCAAGCUAUGGACGCUGCGAGUUUCCGAGCGUGACAUUGUGACGACUUACGACUUAAGCAAGUGUCGAGAAGAGAGAGCCAUACGAGGAAAGACUGCACGAUGUUUACGGCUUUAAUUAGUAGACACGCCGCACGUGAAACUGCACGAUGUUAUGGCUAGAUCACUAGAAACGGCACGUGAUUACGAUUUUGUGUUUUUAAUGUGCUUUAUAUAUUUUUUUCCUCCGCGAAUAUUAAAAACUCAUGAUUCAUAAAUACUUUUUCUCUGUGAUGUUAUUGGUUCUUUAUGUGUCUAAUAAACUUUUGUGUUCACAUAAAAAUAAGAACUGUGUUAUUUAUU